This is a messenger RNA of Adineta steineri, 510 nucleotides long. Lineage: Eukaryota; Metazoa; Rotifera; Eurotatoria; Adinetida; Adinetidae. The record is from the annotation of a GenBank genome assembly.
AUGGAUCGAUACUUAUCAAUCCCAUGUUAUAACCAAUUUGUUCCUAUGCAUCAUAAUCCAUAUCAAUUAAACGACAACUCGAAAAUAAAUCAACAUAAAUCAUGUAUUCCAUCUUCUGAAUUUGAUAAAAUACAUUCUUCAUCAACUCUAAAUCAUCAUUUAUUAAUGCCGUCUUAUGAUCAAUUUUCUUCAAUGCAUGAACGAUUCUUUGAAGAAGAUCAUCCAUUACGUAUUCAUGUGGGAAAUAUUCCAUUUUUAUGGACUGUAAAUGAUUUAUGCAAACAAUUUCAAAUAUUCGGACCAAUCAAAGAUCCUGAAAUUGUUUCGAAUGAACGUGGUUCAAAGGGAUUUGGUUUUAUUACAUUUCUUCGUCAUGAUGAUGGUAUAAACGCAAUUCGUGUUAAAAAUGGUUCGAUUGCUGAUGGAAGAAAAAUAACAGUAGCAUUAGCUUCGUCGCGAUCAUCAAAUCGAAUAAAUUCAUGUCAUUGUCAUUGUAGUACUAUUAAUUGA